GGUGCUUCUUGUAAUGAUCUAAUUUACUUCUUACUUCUUCGUUAUGCUUUUGUCAUUUUUGACUCCUCGACAUAUUAUAUUAUUAUUGUCAUCCCUAACAGUUUUUCUAUGGAUCAUAUGGUCAGGGAGGGUCUCAGACCUACAAACGUCAAUCACUAAUUACGUCCGACCAGAGGAAGAAGAGACUUCGCUCAUUAUAAACAACAACGCUGUUGACCCUAGUCAGCUUUGCACGCCAGCCAUGUUCAAUGACGGUCAGUGGGUAGCUACACACCUGCUUGAUCCUUACAAUGCUACAGUAGAGGAUGUCCAGCGAGUUGGCCAAUAUACAUGCAAAGAGGGAUUUCAGCAUAAAUGCUAUAUGCGACCUGGUAAAGAGUUUCUGCGAAGUGCAAAAAUGGUGAACUACAAGUGGCAACCCAAUUGCCAUCUUUUGAACUUCCACUCGCAUCUGUUUUCAUCCCAGCUUCUUGCCAAUCCAAUGCUGUUUGUAGGAGAUUCCAUAACUGAACUUCAAUUUGAAAGCCUGAAAUGUCUGCUGGGCGAACAUUUCGAUACAGCAAAACGUAUAAAGAACACCAAGCAUCAUACAAAAACGCUCGGCCUACAAAAUAAAACAGCUGUUGAAUAUAUUCGAAGCGACUAUCUCCUACGUCUCGAUACUUGGAAAGUGCAACAGGAAGGAGAAGAACCAGGCCCAUUACUCGGUAUAGGAUAUAAUGUCCCAUGGUCAGUCAUUUACGAACCCAGACAGGAUCACUUAAUUUCGGAAAUUGCCACUAACAAAAAUUAUGGUUACUCCAUUGUAGGGUGCAUUUGCUUCCCCGAUAUCGUUAUCUUGUAGUCAAUACGGCAGCUCAUUGGCACAAAUCCACAUUGUUCGGUGAAGCAGAAUCUACAGAUGAAAUGCUGCAAGCUUACGAGCUUACUGUGAAUGAAAUAUUGGAUACCGUCCAACAAUACCAACAUCUCACAACUUACUUUCGAAGUUCACCAUAUGGACAUGGCAAUUGUUCACAGUAUACCGAACCCAUGGUCAAACCUAACCCGCCUAAUGGUACCGUACCUUGGGAACAUCAGUGGCAUCUAUUCCCACAAAUGAGCAACAUGUGGAAGACUGCUAUCGAAAAACGAAAUGACCCAAAGAU
Umbelopsis ramanniana AG is the source of this 1148-nucleotide messenger RNA. RefSeq lists its product as uncharacterized. NCBI's taxonomy places the organism in Eukaryota, Fungi, Mucoromycota, Umbelopsidomycetes, Umbelopsidales, Umbelopsidaceae. Gene Ontology annotation, molecular function: O-acetyltransferase activity. The record is from RefSeq and is a predicted model, not a curated record. The coding region runs from base 44 to 844 and encodes 266 amino acids. The transcript is spliced from 3 exons.